Hibiscus syriacus is the source of this 1346-nucleotide messenger RNA. RefSeq names its product UPF0496 protein At3g19330-like. The record is from RefSeq and is a predicted model, not a curated record. The transcript is spliced from 2 exons. The coding region runs from base 142 to 1323 and encodes 393 amino acids. Lineage: Eukaryota; Viridiplantae; Streptophyta; Magnoliopsida; Malvales; Malvaceae.
CUUCUUCUCCUCUUAUUUUUCAAUAAAAUAUUCUGAAAAAAAAGGUAAUCACAGCGAUCUUCUUAAAAGUGAAACAAACCUCCUGUUUUCAUUUUUCCUUUCUCUUAUAUAUGUGCGGGGUUUCGGCCAUUGGAGAAGAAGAUGCAGUGCCUCUCCUUCAAUCUCAAUUCAUCGGCCCAAUCAUUUCCCAGCUCGCCUCAGUCGCAACAUCAAUCUCAAACUCAUCCGAACGGUCUAAAUUCUUGCCCCCCACCAAAUUCGCAAGGGAAUUCAACUGACGAAACACCCAGAUCCAGCACAACUCAGCUAUCACCCUCCUUCAAUCUCACUGACGAAUACACUCGCGCGUUGCAGACCAAUUCUUACAAUGAGAUUCGCUCCAGAAUUGAAGAUCAAGUGCACGUCGAGAACUCGAUCGAAACCGACGGUAUGGAAGACAGCUAUCAGCUGAGUUUGUCGCAGGUACUGCACCCCAACAGAGAAUCCGUCCACCAAGCUCUUCGCCACACCGACCCCAAGGCUACUCUCACUCGCUUGGUUUCUACCUAUUUCGAUCACAGCGAAAGCAUCAGCACUCUCUGCCUCGAGCUCUACAAAUGCAUAUCUAAUGCCCGUUUCCUUUAUGGUCCCGUUACCGAGCUUCUUCAAGUGUUCCCCAAUGAACUAAGUUCCAUCAAUCACUCGCAGUGUGACUGGGCUUUCGAUAUUUUCCUCAAAUUCAAUAGCCUCGACAAUCCUUUUCCUUCCCCUGAUUCUCAUAACUUCAACGAAAUGCGCCGCAGUUUCUCCCAGCUCAAGGAACAGCUUGAUCAGCGCCUCCACAAAUCCCGUUCCAGAGGUCGUAUCUUGGACCGCGCAAUGACCCGAUCUGCCAUUUGUCUCAUCGGCACUGUCCUCGGGGUCGCUGUUACAGCCGUGGUUAUCUCCACUCAUGCACUUGCUGCUAUUGUAGGCCUUUUUGCUACCCCCCUUUGUCCCAUUUAUGUUCCGAGUCGUGUCCAGAAGAAACACAUUGCUCAACUGGACGCUGCCGCCAGUGGGUCUUUUUUCCAUAUCAAAGACCUUGACACCAUCGUCUGCCUUGUUGCCUGGUUACAUGAUUCGGUCGAGCGAGACAAGGAGCUUAUACGGUUUGGACUCGAGAGGGGUAGGGACAUAUACCCCAUACAUGAAGUUGUGAAACAUCUCCGCAAUAACCAUGGCAAAAUUUUUGACCAGCUCAAAGAACUUGAGGAGCAUAUAUGCCUUUGCUUCAAUGCCAUUAAUAAAUUUAGAGGUAAGCUCCUCGAACAGAUUCAUCUUCAUCAGUAUACUGAUUCUUGAUAGUCUCACUGCCAAUGUAAUAC